This is a messenger RNA of Rotaria socialis, 1548 nucleotides long. The record is from the annotation of a GenBank genome assembly. NCBI's taxonomy places the organism in Eukaryota, Metazoa, Rotifera, Eurotatoria, Philodinida, Philodinidae.
AUGACACACGGCGCGAUAAUUCAACCUUCGAGCGACAAAAGCCUUCUUCGUCAUUUAAUCAAAAAGCGUAUAGCUUUUCCUAUUCCUCCUUGUGCUCCGGGUGGUUCUAUUAAUCAUAUUCAUUGCUGUCCUCCUGGUUGUGCUGGCGGGGUUCGUUUUAAUGGUAUUGCUAGUCCUAGUUGUAGUACUAAUGGUGAUUGUUACACUUGUGGUAGUUAUUGUUUUACCUGUUAUAUUCUGCUUACGAUGCGUGUAUUGCUUCUUGUAGUGCUACUUGUGGUAUUGAAUAAUAUUGGUCAAGAACACAUUUUAAUCAAAGUUGAUAUACAAGAAAAGUAUGCUUACGGUUUUGCUGAUUCAUUUAUACUUUCAUAUACUUUAUUGGCAAAUGAACUCUACCAGAACAACAAAACAAAUGUUGUACAUUGUGAUGGAGAUAAUGGACCAUUUAUCCCUCAUGCAGCUGAUCUAAACAAUAUCUUAAACUCUGAAAACAUUGGCUACAAUCACGAAUCUAUAAUGUCAACUUCAAUUGAUCAUUUUGGGAUGAUGGCAGAGGUUGGGCAAGCACAAUUGGACACAGUGACGAUUACCUUUAUAAAUGACAGCAAUACACCUACAAACAUUUCUGAAAUGUACCAAAUAGUUGAAGAUGUGAAAUUGAUUGACUUUGGACGUUCAGUAGCUUGGCUCGACGAUAAGGGAACACUCGCUGUACUCAUUGCCAAGUCGGGAAAUCGUAGUGGACUAUGGGGACGCUCCUACCUUUUUAUCCUGGUACACGCACGCAACUUAUUAAUCCUUCGUGACGACGGCAAACUUAUACAUAUUCCAUCGACUGAUCCUGGUUUCUGCUCUAUGGAACAUUUGGAAGUCUCUGAAGUUUACCGCGAAUUGUUAACUUGUCUCGAUAGUGAUAUAUGUGCUUCGCUUUCCGUGGCUUCCCUUCGCAAGGGUUCUUCAACGAAAGAAUCCACUUCGAUGGUUUACUCUUUUUUAUCGAAACGAUGCGUGAGUGGAACCUACAAGAGUACAACCGGCUUUGGCCCCUGUACAGUCUGUCCAUCAGGAACAACAAAUCCGGGAGGUAAUAAGUCAUCUGAUUGUCAACCAUGCAAGCCGGUAGAAUUCUGUUCGCUGGGUGCUAGUAGUGAAGUCAAUGUCACUGUGUUUAAUUCUACUACGCAAGUAUUCAACUAUCCAGAUUCGCCUAUUACCGACAACUAUGAUGAUGUAUUGCUACUUAACUUCAUUCCUAGUACAUGGACAGCUGGUUGCGUCUUAUCUUCACCUCUCUUCGUUGCUGUUCUAUUCAUAAUACUUUCUUUCAUAAUAUUGCUCAUUAUAUUAACCAUUAAAAAACGACAACCGACUUCAUUUGACACUCAUCGGGAACGGGCAAAACGCAUUCUCAAGCACACUGACCUUAUCGGAGAAGAAGAACGCUUGGUUGGUGGUCUCGCAUCGAUUGCCAUUUUUCCAAUUAUCAUAUAUUCUAUCGUUUUUGCCGUCUAUUAUUUUUUUUCAUAUUCCUCCGACAGCACAUGA